GAUCGGGCCACGUCAAGAAAAGCACCCAUACGUUGUAGUGAACCAGUGCAGAGUAGACUCUCGACAAGGAUACAGAGACAGUAGGCUAUCACCUGAACUAUCAUAAACCGUAUUAAGAGAUAUCAUUUACACUCCUGUUUAUUACAAUGGACUGCGCUUUUGAGCACUUGGAUGCUGUUGGUUUUCUGGAGAUUUGGCAACACUUUGAUGCAGACGAUAAUGGUUACAUUGAAGGGAAGGAGUUGGAUCACUUCUUCCGUCACAUGAUGACGAAAUUAGGUCCGGAGGAUAAAGUAACAGAGGAGAGGGUCCAGAGGCUGAAGCAGAGGUUCAUGUCAGCCUAUGAUGUCACCGCAGACGGACGCCUGCAGAUCCAGGAGUUGGCCGUGAUGAUCCUGCCACAGGAGGAGAACUUCCUCCUGGUGUUCCGCAGGGAAGCCCCUCUGGACAACAGUGUAGACUUUAUGAAGAUCUGGAGAAAGUAUGAUGCUGACAGCAGUGGAUACAUAUCAGCUGUGGAGCUGAAGGGUUUCCUGAAGGACUUGUUCCAGCAGCACGGGAAGGCUGUGUCCUCCAGCAAACUGGACGAGUACACAGACGCAAUGAUGAAGAUUUUUGACAAAAAUAAGGACGGUCGCUUGGAUCUGAACGAUUUGUCCAGGAUCCUGGCUCUAGAAGAGAAUUUCAUGCUUCAGUUCAAAAUGGAUGCCUCCAGUCAAGAAGACAGGAAGAGAGACUUUGACAAAAUAUUCAACCACUAUGAUGUUAGUAACACCGGAGCUUUGGAAGGACCAGAGGUGGAUGGCUUUGUAAAAGACAUGAUGGAACUGGUCAGGCCCAGCAUCACUGGUCCAGAGCUGGACAAACUGAGGGCUGUGCUGCUGGGACACUGUGACGUCAACAAAGAUGGAAUGAUCCAGAGGAAUGAGCUAGCGCUGUGCCUGGGAAUGAAGCCCAAUAAGGCCUAGUCUUCCCCGUGCAGAGAAGACCUCUAACUACUGAUCCUUCCCUUCACUGUGAUGCAUCCAGAACACCCAGAACUUUAUGUCCAUCCACUCUUCAAAAACAAAGAAGACAACAGCUGCCAUUGUUUUAGCAUGUUGUAGAACAAGCACGGUUCUGAAUGAUAUCAAUUGUCUUUUCUUGUGAUAGAUUCAAGAUAAUACAGAAUAAUACAGGUAGCCUACUGGUAAAUUAAUACAGAAUAAUACAGGUAGCCUACUGGUAAAUUAAUACAGAAUAAUACAGGUAGCCUACUGGUAAAUUAAUACAGAAUAAUACAGGUAGGCUACUGGUAAAUUAAUACAGAAUAAUACAGGUAGCCUACUGGUAAAUUAAUACAGAAUAAUACAGGUAGCUUACUGGUAAAUUAAUACAGAAUAAUACAGGUAGCCUACUGGUAAAUUAAUACAGAAUAAUACAGGUAGCCUACUGGUAAAUUAAUACAGAAUAAUACAGGUAGCCUACUGGUAAAUUAAUACAGAAUAAUACAGGUAGCCUACUGGUAAAUUAAUACAGAAUAAUACAGGUAGCCUACUGGUAAAUUAAUACAGAAUAAUACAGGUAGCCUACUGGUAAAUUAAUACAGAAUAAUACAGGUAGCCUACUGGUAAAUUAAUACAGAAUAAUACAGGUAGCCUACUGGUAAAUUAAUACAGAAUAAUACAGGUAGCCUACUGGUAAAUUAAUACAGAAUAAUACAGGUAGCCUACUGGUAAAUUAAUACAGAAUAAUACAGGUAGCUUACUGGUAAAUUAAUACAGAAUAAUACAGGUAGCCUACUGGUAAAUUAAUACAGAAUAAUACAGGUAGCCUACUGGUAAAUUAAUACAGCUAGCCUACUGGUAAAUAAAUACAGAAUAAUACAGGUAGCCUACUGGUAAAUUAUUACAGAAUAACACAGGUAGCCUACUGGUAAAUGAAUACAGAAUAAUACAGGUAGCCUACUGGUAAAUUAAUACAGAAUAAUACAGGUAGCCUACUGGUAAAUGAAUACAGCUAGCCUACUGGUAAAUAAAUACAGAAUAAUACAGGUAGCCUACUGGUAAAUUAUUACAGAAUAAUACAGCUAGCCUACUGGUAAAUUAAUACAGAAUAAUACAGCUAGCCUACUGGUAAAUUAAUACAGAAUAAUACAGGUAGCUUACUGGUAAAUUAAUACAGAAUAACACAGCUAGCCUACUGGUAAAUUAAUACAGAAUAAUACAGGUAGCCUACUGGUAAAUUAAUACAGCUAGCCUACUGGUAAAUUAAUACAGAAUAAUACAGCUAGCCUACUGGUAAAUUAAUACAGAAUAAUACAGGUAGCCUACUGGUAAAUUAAUACAGAAUAAUACAGGUAGCUUACUGGUAAAUGAAUACAGAAUAAUACAGCUAGCCUACUGGUAAAUUAAUACAGAAUAAUACAGGUAGCCUACUGGUAAAUUAAUACAGCUAGCCUACUGGUAAAUUAAUACAGAAUAAUACAGCUAGCCUACUGGUAAAUUAAUACAGAAUAAUACAGGUAGCUUACUGGUAAAUGAAUACAGAAUAAUACAGCUAGCCUACUGGUAAAUUAAUACAGAAUAAUACAGGUAGCCUACUGGUAAAUUAAUACAGCUAGCCUACUGGUAAAUUAAUACAGAAUAAUACAGCUAGCCUACUGGUAAAUUAAUACAGAAUAAUACAGGUAGCCUACUGGUAAAUUAAUACAGAAUAAUACAGGUAGCCUACUGGUAAAUUAAAGUGUAUCUAUUUGAAAAAGCAGGAGAAGGCUCAAUGUUCAAGACUGUGUUGUGAAUGAUGCUUAUAUUUUUCUGGUUGUGUUUUGUUGGCCUGGGCAUAGCUGGCUAUUGGGCAAUUUGCAUGUAAGUGUAGUACUGUAUUGUACAUUAGGUGAGUUGCUGUUUUUAAUAUUAUGUGAUGAUGUUUAACAAUGAUAAUUAAAUCAAGAAUAGUGGCA
Messenger RNA from Oncorhynchus keta (chum salmon), 2941 nucleotides. RefSeq names its product secretagogin-like. NCBI's taxonomy places the organism in Eukaryota, Metazoa, Chordata, Actinopteri, Salmoniformes, Salmonidae. Gene Ontology annotation, molecular function: calcium ion binding. Gene Ontology annotation, cellular component: terminal bouton; nucleus; synapse. Gene Ontology annotation, biological process: regulation of long-term synaptic potentiation; regulation of presynaptic cytosolic calcium ion concentration. Bases 147 to 968 code for a protein of 273 amino acids. The transcript is spliced from 12 exons. The record is from RefSeq and is a predicted model, not a curated record.